Molecule: messenger RNA, 1133 nt
Organism: Gloeophyllum trabeum ATCC 11539
Lineage: Eukaryota; Fungi; Basidiomycota; Agaricomycetes; Gloeophyllales; Gloeophyllaceae
Exons: 4
Coding region: 81-1133 (350 amino acids)
Source: RefSeq, a predicted model, not a curated record
UAGGAACCUGUGCUAGCGAAACUCAUCUGACCCUUGUUGCUCACCUUCUCAAGCUCUGCACGAUUUGGGCUUGGGGAGCCAUGGAAUUUGGACACCCGCAACACCAGAUGCAACACGACGUGGUCUCGGGCGAGCAGUACCGCUAUGCUUUGACUAACUUCCGUAUAGCUCACGAGAAGGUCGAGGAGCAGAGGCGGCAGCUGGAAGAGCAAGAAAAACAGGUUGCACUGCUACGAGCACGCAUUGCUACUCUAGAAGGGAGCAGUAAUCUUGGGCAAGAUCCUGCUACUAGGACGCGACAAGGAGGAAGCUCUGUUGACGACUUCUCAAUCAAGAACUCCGCGUCGAAACUGGAGCGACUCAUCAACCGCUGGGCUGCGGAUAUCGUCCGGGCGCCUCCAGCACCCAUAGACCAAAUCCGCGAUCUCAUACUGUCCGACUUGUCCCAAGGCGAAGCACCUCCUGCGACUGCCUCAGCUACGCCCAUGCAAGUGCAAAACCUAUUACGGCAUGUCAUGUCGGAGGCGAUCUCAGAAGGCAUAAUAAAUUGCCUCAUCGUAACAGAUUCAAGUGAAGCCAACAUCCAGCUAACUCGCAUCCAUGAACACCUUUUCGCCAAGGACCCAACGGUUGCCAGCGUAUGGCGCCGCCAAACGUUCUCUGCAGCGGUUGAAGCCUGUUCACCUCAAAUGCUUCUCAACAUUUUCAGCGAGCAGAUGCCCACCCUCGCAGAGUUGCUGUGCACAAAUCCCUCGCUUACAGCGGCAUUCUUACCCGUCCUCGAAGCGGGCUACCAAUUCUCCAGGAUGCUGCACGGCUCAAACUCGAGCGCCGGAGGGACGGUGGACGCAUUCUACCGCUCCUUCGUCCCUGAGAUUGGCAGCCCGCUCUACCCUCGACAAAUUGAACUCAUUAAGAGAUGCUUGAAGAGCGAAAGCGGGCAGCCGGACCGUGUCGGUGCGACCAUCUUCCCUGGCUUGGUCAAAGUGAAUCGCGGUCCGAUGACACCUGGUGGCAAGCAAACAGAAAACGUGCAGACAGUGGUGAGAAGAGCGCAAGUAGUGUGUGAAUGUGCUCUAGCAGCGGCAGCUGUGAACGGUACACCAACAAGCGGGACGCCCAUAUCCCGCUAG